Misgurnus anguillicaudatus (oriental weatherfish) is the source of this 2249-nucleotide messenger RNA. The record is from RefSeq and is a predicted model, not a curated record. NCBI's taxonomy places the organism in Eukaryota, Metazoa, Chordata, Actinopteri, Cypriniformes, Cobitidae.
AUUAAUUAACUUAAAUUAAUUAAAUACAUAUAUUUAUAUUUCUAAUAUAAAUAUAAAUUAAUAUACAUUUAAUAUAAAUUAAUUAAAUAAAUAUUUAAUCUGAAGAGUAUGUUGCCAUGACGGCGACACGUCACACGUUCACGCGCGCGUACCAGAACCUCGCGGUUUUCCAGUCAGAGCGAGGAUCACCACCAUCCACAGAUCGGUACUGUAGGUAUCUCAAGCCUGUGUUAUUGAUUUCUUUACACUACGUCGUUUGUUCCACCGAUCACAGCACUAAACGACGUUGCGUCACAAUAUUUCAUCCUGAGGAUUUACGUUACUUUGAGUCUGUAGCAAUAAUGCAAACUUUGUCUCCGAAAUUCAUGUUAGGUUAUGUUUGGGUUAUCAAAACAGCAGCCUGCUUUUGGACAGUUAGGAUUAAGUUAAUUUUGAAAUGUAUUUUGUAACUUAGGUAUCGAAAUGCAGUUGCUCUGUGUUUGUCCAAUCUGUGUGAUGUUAGGCUAAAUAUACGUAAGUUACAUAAUUGUUAAUGAGCGCCUUGAAUAGUCAACAAUUCAUUAAAGAACGUGCGAAGAAUAGCUUUUGUUAUAACGUUACCUGAAUUAUAAUAAAUUCAUGUUUUUGAAACUGGGGUACCAGAGCAUGUGGUAAAUAAAAGUACAAAACUUAAAAACAAGUUAAACCAAAGCAAAAUAAAGAACAACCCAGAAGCAUAUUAGUUGCCCUAACACUAAAGAACUGUCUUGUUUGUUUGGCAACGCAAGCUCAUGCGAUGUAGGCUCAGCUGUAAUUGUUGUUUUACCAUCAUAAUUGAGUGAACUAAUUUUUAUGAACUAAGUUAAUGUGUUGUAUCAUAUGUAAUUCUAUUUAUGUAAAUUUUUGUCUGUCCUGCAGAUUAAUUGUGAAUCACCCAACAUUUUUUUCAUCCAUUCCCAACAUUUCAUGUCACCAUACCAUGUCAAAGGGUGGAGGACUGAAGAAAACUUGCCCUGCUUGUCAGCAGAAGAUUUUUAAUGGUUUUAAAAUGUGCCCUAACUGCAAGGCCCCACAGCCUAAAAAUCUUCGAUUAAAAAAAAAAAUAGAAAAUUUUGAACAAAAAAAGGACACAUGGGUAGAGAAAAGCAAAAGAAACCAGGUGAUCUCUCACUUACUGGAUGAUGCAGUCAUUCUGAUAGAGAAGCUACAUGCAGUUGGCUGGAGGCCUUUGCUCCUCCUUGAAUACCCCCACAAGAAGCCAAAACUGAUUUUGCCUAAAGAUCUGGUGUUGGGCACAAAUAUGCGUUAAAAACAUCCACGAAAUCUUUAAAAUUAUGGUUGAAGGAAAUACAAACCAAGCAACAGAAAGUUGCCAGGAACCAGAGGAAGCUACUUUAAUUUUACAUUUAGAGACUUUGGUCAACCCUUCAGCAGAACAAGAUUUCACUGCCGCAGUGUCUCUGGACCAGGGGGCUGGAACUAUGGACGAUACAGAAUGUGAUCUCAGCCAUACUACAGGACAAGAUUUCACAGCCGCAGCGUCUCUGGAACAGGGGGCUGGAACUAUGAAUGGUACAGAAUCUGAUCUCAGCUCUCCUACAGGACAAGAUUUCACAGCCGUGACAUCUCUGGAACAGGAGGCUGGGACUAUAGACCGUACAGAAUGUGAUCUAAGUCUUCUUCCUACAGGACAAGAUUUGAACGCCAUGAAGUGUCUGGACCAGGAGGCCAGGACUACGGAUGGUCCAGAAUCAAAUCUUAGCCCUCUUCCAACAGGACAAGAUUUCACAACAGUUAUGGACCAGGAGCCUGGGACUAUGGUCGAUCCAGAACCGAAAUUUAAACCCUCCUCCUACAGGACGAAGGACAAGACAAAUUCGGAGAAAGAAAGUUGGAACAACACAGAAAGAAUGCCCCCACAACAACUGGGAGGUGCACCCAUACAAGGACAUAAUCCAGACAAGGCAGAGAAAGGGAAAGACAGAACACCUGUAUGAUUGGAUGCCCUGCAAACUAUGUGGAAAAACGUGGCCUCCAACCUGGGAGGCUGCUUGAGACUUUCACACACACAUUUUCUCACUUCAGCUCUAUCAAAUUCUAACAUGAUCCUCAUGUUCAAAGAGGGCCUUGUCUCUAUCCCACCUGUUCACUCUUGCUCUCAGAAAGCUUUCAGACACACACACUUACACUGACACUGACACAAUAUUGAAUUUUAAUGUUUAUUUUAAUUUGUUGAAUAUGAAUAUUUUAAUAAAGAUUUAUGAAGCUUU